Molecule: messenger RNA, 1578 nt
Organism: Penicillium salamii
Lineage: Eukaryota; Fungi; Ascomycota; Eurotiomycetes; Eurotiales; Aspergillaceae
Source: the annotation of a GenBank genome assembly
AUGAAGAACUUGGUCGGAGCCACUCUGGUGACAGUCGCUGCUACUGCCACUGCAACUGCGACUAGCACAUCUGCUCCUGCAUCAGGACCAACCGGCGCCAGCUAUGCAUCUGGAUUUGACAUGACCAAGAGCUGGGCCAAUCUCAGCCCCUAUAAGGACGCAGACAGUUUCGGUGUCCCCAAGGGUGUGCCGCAAGGAUGUGAACUUUCCCAAGUCCAUGUCCUGCACCGCCAUGCUCAGCGUUUCCCCACGAACUACCCGCUUGAUGGCGAGGGAAUGACCGACUUUGCAGCAAAGUUGACCAACUACAGCAAGGCCAACCCGGAUAAGACCGUGGCUGUCGGCCCCUUGAAGUUCUUGAACAGCUGGGACUAUGUUCUUGGUGAAGACACUCUCAUGGAGAACGGUGCUGCCACUGAGGCUACAUCUGGUGCCAACUUCUGGAUCAAAUACGGAAGACUUUUGUACCGUGCUGGGCGCGAAAAUGUCGCUGCCUGGAGCUCAUCUCUCAACGUUUAUACAAACGGAACCGACCGUCCCAAGCCCGUUUUCCGUACCACCUCUCAAGCUCGCAUUCUUGAGAGCGCGCGUUGGUGGCUCAGUGGCUUCUUUGGUAACAGUGGCGCCAACAGCUCUUACGAUCAAUAUGAUCUUGUCGUGAUCCCUGAAGAGGGCGACUUUAACAACACCCUCGCUUCAUAUGAAGCGUGUACAGGCGACAUGACUGAAGGUGACAAUGCUGCCGAAACUUUCAUUUCUCGAUACACCAAGCAUGCACGCUCUCGUCUGUCCUCUUACUUCCCCCCUGACUUCAACCUGACCACGAUGGACGUGCUUGCUAUGCAAAACCUCUGCGUAUACGAGUACACCAGUCUUGGUGGUUCGUCAUUCUGCUCUCUUUUCACCGAGCAGGAGUGGAAGGACUUUGGUUACAACAUUGAUGUGCAAUACUACGGAGACUAUGCCUAUGGCUCCCCUAGUGGUCGUGCUCAGGGUAUUGGCUAUGUGCUCGAACUCGCGGCUCGCCUCGAGCACAAGCUCAUCACUUCCAGCGACACCAGCAUCAACUACACUUACACCGAUAACACCAAGCAGUUCCCCUUCGGCCAGCCUUUCUACAUGGACAUGUCUCACGACGACAUCAUUCUGUCAGUGGUCAACGCCCUCGGCCUCGAAUACUUUAACUUCGGCCCCAAGGGUCUGCCGGUUGACAUUGACCAUGCGCCCGAGCGUACAUUCUCUCUCAGUCAGAUGACACCCUUCGGUGCCCGACUCAUGUCUGAGAUCUGGACCUGCCCCAGCGACAUCUCAUUCGACUCUUUGGACCCUGUUCUCUACAACAACCCUACCCACAACUCGACUGCUGAGACCAAGGACUACAUCCGAUUCGUGCUGAACAACGCCCCUCUGCCCCUGGACGGACUUGUCGGAUGCGAGGAUUCCAAGAACGGGUUCUGUCACGUUGAGAAGUUCUUGAAGGGUGUCCCUACUAUGAAGCACAAGGCGCAGUACCAAAAGGCCUGCUUCGGUAAAUACCCUACCGGAAGUCAAGUCGGCGAUGGUGCCCCUGAAUCUUAA